AUGGCUCCCAAGAACCGCGUCAUUAUCGAUUCCGAUCCCGGUAUCGAUGAUGUCCUGGCUAUGCUCCUGGCCCUCUCGGCCUCUCCCGAGGACCUCGAGGUCGUGAUGAUCUCCGUCACAUACGGCAACGUGCCAUUGCAGAGUUGUUUGCGCAACGUCGUUGCUCUCUUCCACGUGCUGGAGAAGGAGAUUGCAUGGCGCAAGGAGAACGGCAAGCCCGAAGGCUUCGAGGCGUUGAAGACCUACAAGCCCAUCGUGGCUGUCGGUGCCGAGCACCCGCUGGAGGACGACGAGCUGGCCGCCGACUACUUCCACGGACUUGAUGGCCUACAUGGCGUCCACGAGCAGCACCCUCACCUGACCCCGGAUGACAGGUGGAAGUCGCUCUUCCAUACGGAAAAAAACAUCGACCACGACCCGUCGCCCUUCUCCAAGUACUUCACGCCGGCCAAGCAGGUCGCGCAUAAGGAGAUCCUCCGCAUUCUCAAGGAGAACCCUCCCAACACCAUCUCCAUCUGCGUCGUUGGUCCGAUGACCAACGUCGCCCUCGCCGCCGCCGAGGACCCCGAGACUUUCCUCCGCGUCAAGGAGCUCUGCGUCAUGGGCGGUGCCGUCCACGUCGAGGGAAACAUCACGCCCGUCGGCGAGUUCAACACCUUUGCCGACGCCGUGGCGGCCGCCAGGGUCUUCGCCCUGACGUCCCCCACCCCGCGCUCGACGAUGCCGCCCAUUUCGGACAAGCAGUCGUCCCUCCCACCCUAUCCGGCCAAGCUGUCCAGGAGGCUCAAGCUGACGCUUUUCCCCCUCGACAUCACCACCCCCCACCUGCUCAUGAAGAACUUCUUCACGGAGCGCAUCAAGCCUAUCGUGGAGGCCGGAAGCCCCCUUGGCCAAUGGGUCAACCACUUCAUGUCCAAGACCUUUGAGAAGAUCGACUCCAUGGAGGGCAACGGACAGGAACCUGGCCUCUCUCUGCACGACCCCCUGACGGUAUGGUACCUGCUGACGCAGUCGGACCCCAAGUGGAAGCCCGUCGCGGAGCCCGAGGACAUCCGCAUCGAGACGACGGGCCAGUGGACGCGCGGAAUGCACGUCAUCGACGGCAGAAUCCGUGCCAAGUACACCGAGGCGGCCCUCGAGUCCAGCGAGUCCAGCGAGGGCGUCGACGUCCUGACGCUGGCCGAGGUCCCCGGCGACACGGGCGGCUGGCUCAGCACCGGCAGGGGCAACAGGAUCAACCGGAUGGUCGAGUCCCCCGGCGAAGAGCUGUUCGCGCUGGAUCUGAUGAAGAGGGUCUUUGGUUAG
This is a messenger RNA of Colletotrichum higginsianum IMI 349063, 1305 nucleotides long. Its product is annotated as Inosine-uridine preferring nucleoside hydrolase. Gene Ontology annotation, biological process: purine nucleoside catabolic process. The transcript has 4 exons. Lineage: Eukaryota; Fungi; Ascomycota; Sordariomycetes; Glomerellales; Glomerellaceae. Gene Ontology annotation, cellular component: cytosol. The coding region runs from base 1 to 1305 and encodes 434 amino acids. Gene Ontology annotation, molecular function: purine nucleosidase activity. The record is from RefSeq and is a predicted model, not a curated record.